AUAAACUAGUUUACUUCUUUUACGUUAGGCAACUCCUAAAGUGUACAAAAGGAGUUGUCGCAACUGGUCGGUUUGUAAUAUCCAUGAGUUUUGCGACAAGUUGCGAGUGCACUGUUAGCCACGGAGCCACUGUGUGUGUGAUGUUGUCCCACUUCUGGUGUGAUGUGUAUGUUUGUACAUGCACCCACGACACGAGCCACGGUGGCGCAUCACUAGCUGACAGUCAGUGCGUUACUCAACUGUCACUCACUGAUCGAAAGAUUUAUCAGUAGCUACGUAUAGUUACAUACAUGAUCAACAUUAAUUUCAUGGACACGUUAGACGCGUUGGAUGCUGCAGUUGUACGUGUGACAUGUACAUUACAUCUGAAACAUCGUAAGUAGGUAUGUAGGAGUAACAGACCAAGGUGCUUCGCUCUGAACAGUAGAUGGGUACCUACUUACCUGCAUAAAGCAGUUGAAGAUAUUCUCGCCAUCGCUAGUUUGAGAAGGGAAGUAAUUUGGUUACUGGUGCUAGUGCACCACUGCGUGCCUUUUUUUUAAGAGGGAUAAUCAUCCAACCGACCCCGGAGUGUCUUCCGCGACGGCUGAGGCGUGAGGAGGUUUGUUCCCUCACGCGCUCCGCCUCCUCUUUGGCUAGCAUGAGUGCUUCGUAGAAGGAGGAGACAACAUUCCAGUCCCCCUCGCUCCGCACCAUGGCCUGAACCAAAGCCGGACGCGAGAGGUCGCCGUCGCCGAUCACAUCUCUUAGGACACGACGGGGCUCAGCCCAAGCAGGGCACACCGCCACUGUAUGCUCCACCGUGUCCUCUGGACCAUUGCGUGCCUACGUAAGUAUUAUCUGUAAAAAUAUAUAACAACGUGAAUUUCAAUUCCAAUUUGCUUGACAUCACAUCUAUUUUCCUAGUACUUAUGCGAUAGGUCGAUGUGAGAUUACGGUUGGAAAAUUCACAAAUAAUAAGCACCUAUUUUGACUCGUUUGACAGGUACCAAACUUAUUGCAAAAUUCUGGGUAAAUUUUAGAUGCUUGUGUUACUCUUGGCCCGAUCCCAGGAUGGAACCCUCCCUCAGGUUCACCUUUCUCGUUCUUUCCCACUACAACAAUGGAGUUCGCACCUAAUUUAAUUUAUUUCUACUUGUCCACGGAAACUUUAUAAGUAGCCUCUCUUCUAACGACUCCGUCAAUUAUCACUAAUCUCUUACAACUGGUUUUUCAAUGACGAGGUAGUCAUUGGUGUGAAGAGUUUAUAUGUAUCAAAGAUGAAUGAACGUUGAUAUUUACUGUAAGCCAGCGACAGUCCGCGCCCCGUGAGCCACUCGUGUGUACUCUAUGUACGUAGUUGUUUGAGGUUCAGGCAACAUGCAGUUCUGCGAGCGCGGCGGGCGGCGCGCGCGGGCCCGGCUAGCGCCCGCUACACUUGUUUACGUCCGCUCGAUUAGGGGCAGCCUACGGUCGCCUUACCUAUGAUGUUAUCUGCGAAUUAUACACAAAACUCGCUUCAUCUGUGACACCACUUGUGCGAGGUUUGAGUAAAUCACUUUAAAAUUCAAAUCCAUUUGUAGUAAGAACCUCUGUGCGUGUGCGUGUGAGGGGUGACGGAGCAUUAACUGUGUGUUUGUGAACUGUUCACUUUACGGACAUCCCUACCGGAGUGUGGCAAGUGCAAGUUGUGACUACACGACUGCUAUCUGCGAGGAAGGUAUCAGCUGACGCGGAGCAGGUGACCCUCGCUCGGGGCACGGAGCGCCGGCGCCGCCGCAAGCACACGGGUGCUACGGAUCGCGGUAUCUCCGCUGUUUGCUGUGCGCUGUUUACACAUAGGAAUGGUUUACUGAUAUCGAGAUAAUGAAUUAAAUUAUAGCGAGCAGUAGCUCGCCCGUCUGAAAGCACAGUGAGUUUCUCUCGGCCGUCGGCGGAUUCGGACGCGCAACUUACACCUACUUAGCUAAAACCUUUAUAACAAAUUAUACAAAGGAAGUCGGUGCGUACAUAAACAGAAGUAUAAUUACGAAUAGGUCGUAAGCUAGCAUGGAGGAGGAAGGUCUGCCGGUGUCGUGGCGCGGCGCGGGCGAGAAGGCGGGCGGCUGGGCGCGGCUGGCGCGGCGGCGCGUGCCGCUGCUGCGCUGGCUGCCGACGUACGACCGCGUGUCGGCGCUGGCGGACCUGGUGGCCGGCAUCACGCUGGGGCUGACGCUGGUGCCGCAGAGCAUCGCCUACGCCUCGCUCGCCAACUUGCCCGUACAAUACGGGCUCUACUCCUCGUUCGUCGGAACGAUGCUGUACGUGGUGCUGGGCACGGUGAAGGAGGUGUCCAUCGGGCCGACGAGCCUCAUGGCGCUGUUCACGCUGCAGAUCUGCCGCGGCCUGCCCGUGGAGUUCGUAGUGCUGCUCACCUUCCUGUCGGGCUGCGUCGUGCUCAUCAUGGGGCUGCUGCGGCUGGGUUUCUUGGUGGAGCUGAUAUCUCCGUCGGUGACGAGCGGGUUCACGUCAGCCACGGCUAUCAUCAUCGUGGCGGCGCAGCUCAAGGGGCUGCUCGGGCUGAGCUUCACGGCGGAGUCCGUCGGCGACAACAUUCGGCUCAUUGUCACCAAAUGGGACGACAUUCGCUACGCGGACUGUGCCCUGGGCGCCGUCUGCUGCACCGUGCUGCUCCUGCUGCGGAAGCUGAAGGACGUGCGCGUGCGCAGCCCCCGCGUGGGGCGCGCGCUGUGGCUGGUGUCCAUCGGCCGCAACGCGCUGGUGGUGCUGGCCGCGUCGUCCUUCGCGUACCUCACGCACCACCCCAACCAGCCGCUGUUCAAGCUCUCCGGUCGCGUGGAGCCGGGACUGCCGCGGCUGUCGGCGCCGCCCUUCAGCGCCUCCGUGGACAACAGCACCGUGACCUUCGUGGACAUGGUGCAGCAGCUCGGCUCCGCCGUCAUCAUGCUGCCCAUCGUCAUGGUGCUCGCCAACAUCGCCAUCGCCAAGGCUUUCUGCGCGGGCGGGCGCGUGGACGCCACGCAGGAGAUGGUGACGCUGGGGCUGUGCAACAUGGCGGGCGCGCUGGUGCACGCCAUGCCCACGUGCGGCGCCUUCACGCGCUCCGCCGUCUCGCACUCCAGCGGCGUGCGCACGCCCGCCGCCGGACUCUACUCCGUUAUUAGGCACAUAGACCUCCUCAGCAAACCAAAAAUUGUGGACGUGCGCUCCGUGGCCCGGCUGUGGCGGCGCGACCGGCGCGAGCUGGCCGUGCUGGCGCUCACCUUCUGCGUCAGCAUCGUGCGCACCGUGGAGCUGGCCGUGCUGGCCGGCGCCGUGGCCUCGCUGGCCGUGCUGCUGCGCCAGCUCAUGCGGCCCGACAUCCAGCUGCACUGCGUCAAGACGGCGCACGGCGAGGCGGUGCGCGUGCGGCCGGCGCAGGGCCUGCUGUACGUCAACGGCGAGCUCGUGGCGCGCCGCCUGCAGGCCGCCGCCGCGCGCGCCGCGCCGCGCCCCGUGCUGCUCGACUGCGCGCAUCUCGCCAUGCUGGACUACGCCGCCAUGCAGGUCCUGGAGCGGCUCAUAAAGAAAUUGAAGGCCGACGAGCAGCUACUGAUCAUGUACAACGUGGCCGAGCCGCUGGUGGCCAGGUUCGAGCUUCUGGAGGGAGUGGAGCGGCGCGGACUGCGCGCCACGUCCGCGGCGGAGGCGCUGGCCAGCGUGGCGGGGGCGCCGGCGCCCGCCCAGCUCGCGGCCGGCGAGGACAGCGCCGCGCUGCUGGCGCCCGGCGAGCCCGAGCCGGACGCACUGCAGCCCUAGCUGGCACGCAGGCGGGGAGGCGGCAAGGGCAGGGCUACUUGCGUUUGGUUAACGUUUGUCUAACUAAAGACAAUGCUCAAAAAUGUAUAAACCCCA
Molecule: messenger RNA, 3873 nt
Organism: Spodoptera litura
Lineage: Eukaryota; Metazoa; Arthropoda; Insecta; Lepidoptera; Noctuidae
Source: RefSeq, a predicted model, not a curated record